Molecule: messenger RNA, 158 nt
Organism: Racocetra persica
Lineage: Eukaryota; Fungi; Glomeromycota; Glomeromycetes; Diversisporales; Gigasporaceae
Source: the annotation of a GenBank genome assembly
AAACAAGUUUAGAUUUAAAUGAUAAUAUUUUUAUUGACAAUUUAGAAAAAUUUCCUGAUGAAGAUGAUGAUAAAAAUUUAUUAUUAGAACCUAAUGAAAGUUUAGAAAAUAUUAAUGAAAAUGAUAGCCAAAUUUUAGGACAAGAUGAUUAUAAUUAG